This is a messenger RNA of Saccostrea cuccullata (small rock oyster), 2066 nucleotides long. RefSeq lists its product as uncharacterized. The transcript is spliced from 14 exons. The record is from RefSeq and is a predicted model, not a curated record. NCBI's taxonomy places the organism in Eukaryota, Metazoa, Mollusca, Bivalvia, Ostreida, Ostreidae. Bases 42 to 1826 code for a protein of 594 amino acids.
UUCAAGGACAUAGCGAUUUAUUUCACUUCCUUGAUUCAGCUAUGUACAUGUAUGAGGUGAUCUUGUUUUUCUUGAUUUGUCCAUUUUGUCAAGUUUUUAGUAUGCAUACAGGGCACUGGAGUUUGUUUGCCAGCUUGUCAACUACAAUCGGGGAAAAUAAUGUUAUUCUCUCCUGCGACUUUGAUGAUUAUAUCAAUGAAGAUAACAUAAUUCCUGAAAUGAUUCUGGAAAUCCGACAAAACAACACUAGAGAAGACUGGAAAGAAGUUGCAAAGACUAACGUCACAGGAUCCUACAUCCUCAAAACGGAUCAGAACUUUGAAAUUUAUCUUAUCACGUCUGAUAGAUGUUAUCCUGAUCCUGAAGAGUAUAUUGCAUGCAGGAUACAGAUUUUUGCGUCUUUAACUCUUAGCAGAUGUUCAAUUGACCCAAACCUUUACUCCAUCUUCCGAUGUAGAGUGUCCAACGGGAGUGAGAUGUUCAAAAGUCUAGAGAAAAGUAUCGUAUCGACCAAAGGUCAAUCUCCGAAGAAAAUUCAGGCCUUAACUAUUAUUAAAAGCAGCGGGGAAAAACCAGGAGAUGUGGUACAGCUUAAAUGCAUCGGAGAAGUUGAAAGCAUAAACGGUCUUCCUAGCCAAAACAUCAGGUGGUGCAAAAAUAUUUCUGAAAAAUUUUCUGAAAUAUCCCUUCAAGACCCUCCAAUCACCUCAGUAGUAUCUAGCAGCAGAGAUGGAUGCAUAAAUGUACAGGAAUCGACGAUCUUUUACCACAUCAUGAAAAGUGAUGCAUACCUAGAAAUAAUGUGUGAGUCGGGCUACGACAAAUACACACGUGAAUGUGGAAAAGGAAGUGCAAAUUCGACGUUAUUCAUAAACACAAAAACUUUGAUUGAAGCAGAUGUGCGGUGGAAAGUAUCUCCUAUCUUUAUGUACGACGAAAAUGGGGCUAUUGACGAACAAUAUUUCAACACUCACGGAAUUGGUAGAACAAUUCAUCUGUCGUGUAGUGCUUCCUCAUUCGCGUCUAACGAACAGAUGAUAAAAUGGUGCGUUAAAAAGACAGAUAAUGCUAACUGGACAAAGGUUGUCACACAAGAAGGCGAAAUAAAGAUUUCAACAAAUAAAAGCGGAGAGAUGAUAAUGUUCAGUCGAAUUACCUAUCAUGUAACGGAGUUCGACAAGGUUCUUCAUUUUAUCUGUGAAGUUUCUACUUCCUCUUCCAGUCCCUGUGGAUCAGGAUUAAAUUUUUCAAGUCUUACAAUUCGGAUAAAUGCUCAUCAAACAGCUCAACACACAAAGCCAUCUGAAUCGGAUAGUACUACCCCUGUAGUCGUUUUAUCCUUCUUUCUGUGUUUAAUUUUAAUCACAGUAAUUGUUCUUGUGAUAGUGAUCUUCAGAAGAGGAGAAUUGACAAUAUUUGGAGUUGUGAUCAAGAUUGAAAGAAGCAGCAACCGAUUUCAACUGCCGGAGGACGGAAACAAAGUUAUUUCAGUACCUUCUCAAGCAAAGGCCUCCGAAAGUAUAUCACAAACAAGCAAACGAUAUAUCGAAGAGCCAAUGAGACAUAAUUCUAAAAUUGACAAAAAGAAGACAGAGUGUAAAAAUGAGAAAGAUUCAGAAGACAACACACAAGGGUUUUAUGAAGAACCAGAAUGCACAUUGGCAGUUCAUAGACAAAGUGCUUACGAAAAUGAAGUGUUGAAAGAUGACAGUUUGAACGAAGGAGGAAAAUUAAAAGAAAACAGUGAAUCACAAAUAUGUGACUACGAUGAGCUGAACAUUGAAGAAGAACAACAAAACUACGAAGAUCUAGACUUACAUGUUUAACAAAUACAUGAAUUAACAAGAUGAAAAAAAACGAAUAUUUGUUUUCACUGAGAGCAGGAUAAAUGUUAUAUUAACGUCAAAAUAUAUAAUUUUUUAUAAACGUAUAACGACAGUCUUAUUUCCAAAUUUGUACAAUUUGUACUGACUUGCUCCAUCUAUUGAAACAUGUUGAUUUGUGAUGUAGGUUGUAUGCAUAGUUUUAGAAAUAAAUGUAUAUGUAUAACUUUGGAUACAGGAGCA